Molecule: messenger RNA, 1554 nt
Organism: Spodoptera littoralis (African cotton leafworm)
Lineage: Eukaryota; Metazoa; Arthropoda; Insecta; Lepidoptera; Noctuidae
Source: the annotation of a GenBank genome assembly
AUGGCAUCGUCAGCAGAGGAAAGUCCGAUUAUAAACUCGGAUAUAGAAAAUGAUGUUACGAGUAGCCGUCGGAACUUGGUGGAGGCGGAACCAGUGGAAGAAACUACAGGAUGGAUCAAGUGUCGAACUGUGCUUGGCAUUAUGGGAUUCCUGGGUUUUGCCAGUGUGUAUGCCAUGAGAGUGAAUCUCUCAGUGGCUAUAGUGGCUAUGGUUAACUCUACAACACCUACACCAUCCAACUCAUCAGAUGUUGAUGUUUGUCCAGCCGGUCCAAGCAGCAAUAGUUCUGUACCACAGAGGCCUGGAGAUUUCAACUGGACUGUACAACAACAAAGUAUUGUUUUAGGCUCAUUUUUCUAUGGAUAUGUACUUACCCAGAUCCCAGGAGGAAGGAUAGCGGAAAUGUAUGGAGGCAAACUAGUGUAUGGUCUAGGGAUAUUUUUCACCGCAGUAUUUACAAUUUUAAGUCCAAUCGCUGCAUAUACAGAUAUUUCGUUCUUCAUUGCUGUCCGUGCUCUGGCUGGUUUAGCCGAAGGUGUUACUUACCCAGCGAUGCAUGCUAUGCUAGCAAGAUGGAUUCCUCCAUUAGAAAGAUCUAAGUUUGCAGCUUAUGUAUAUGCUGGUUCAAACAUAGGCACAGUGAUUACAUUACCUAUAUCAGGAUGGCUGUGCACCCUAGAGUUUGCCGGUGGAUGGCCACUCUGUUUCUACAUUUUUGGCGGUAUUGGCGUCGUAUGGUUUAUUUUCUGGCUGUUACUUGUCUAUGACACACCACAGAAACAUCCCAGAAUUUGUCCAAAGGAGAUUGAGUAUAUUGUUACUACUAUCGGACCUCAGCAAGAAGAUAAACCUUCGUCAUCAAUACCUUGGCUGAAGUUCCUGACCUGCGUCCCUCUGUGGGCCAUUCUCAUAGCGCAGUGUGGCCAGGCUUGGGUGUUCUACACCCAGUUCACGGAACUACCCUCUUAUAUGAACAAUAUACUACACUUUGAUAUUGUAGCUAAUUCAAGACUGAGUGCCCUGCCAUACCUGACUGCGUGGCUGGGCGGCAUAUUGCUGUGUAUAUUCGCUGACUGGACGCUCGCCAAGGGAUGGAUAUCCAGACUUAACAGUAUGAAACUCUGGAACACUGUCUCGGCAUUUAUCCCAGCGUUUGGUCUGCUUGGUAUCGCGUGGGCUGGCUGCGACAGGAUCGCUGUCAUACUCCUGCUGUGCAUCACAUCGGCCUUUGGAGGUGCUGCGUAUGCCGGUAAUCAAAUGAACCACAUCGACCUGUCGCCGCAGUUCGCGGGCACUAUGUACGGUAUAACGAACGCUGCGAGCAACAUCUGCGGGUUCAUGGCGCCUUACGUAGUCGGACAUAUUAUUAAGGCAGAACAGCAAACGCUGGGACAAUGGCGCGAGGUGUUCUACUUGGCAGCAGCAAUUGAUCUAGGCACUAAUCUGUUCUACUUAUUCUUCGCGAGCACUGAGGAACAGGAUUGGUCGCGUUCGGAACACGAUGACUUGACGGCCCCGGCGCCUGUUGAAAGCAUUCUCUUCCCCGAAUCAUAG